Lonchura striata (white-rumped munia) is the source of this 4789-nucleotide messenger RNA. NCBI's taxonomy places the organism in Eukaryota, Metazoa, Chordata, Aves, Passeriformes, Estrildidae. The record is from RefSeq and is a predicted model, not a curated record.
UCCUUAUUUAGAGUACAGAGCUUUAUCCAUCAACCCGUUGACAUAGAGAAGGACCCAUUGCUAUCUGCAGAGAGAAGGAUUUUUAUAUACUGCCAAACUUCUAAUCCAAGUUUUGGUAGAAGAAUGAGGAACAAGUUACAUUUGCCAUGAGUUUCUCCAGGUUUCUAGUUUUCCUUUCCCUCAUGCAAUGCUCACUACAGUCAUCAGUUACUUUUACACUACGAGGAAAUGCCAAUGGACAGCCUUGUGUAUUCCCUUUCAAAUACAACGAUAAGCAGUACAAUGAGUGCACAGAUGCUGGCAGGUCAGAUGGGCUGCUCUGGUGUGCAACAACUGCAGAUUUUGACACUGAUAAACUCUAUGGAUUUUGCCCACUAAUAAACGACACAGAAAGAUUCUGGACAGAAGAUGCUUCAACUGGCAUUCACUAUCAGAUAAACUCAGAAUCAGCUCUAACAUGGCACCAAGCAAGGAAAAGCUGUCAGCAGCAAAAUGCAGAACUACUAAGCAUUGCAGAGACUCAGGAGCAAGCAUAUGUAGGAGAGCUAACAAAAGAAUUUAGUUUUGCCUUCUGGAUUGGAUUGAACGCUUUGGAUUUCAACAGUGGAUGGCAAUGGGCUGGGGGCAGCCCUUUCAGAUAUUUAAACUGGGCUCCAGGAAGUCCUUUCCUGCUCCCUGGGAAAAUCUGUGGACUGUUGAAUCCCAGAAAGAAUGCUAAAUGGGAAAACCAAGCAUGCAAUCAGAGACUAGGCUACAUUUGUAAAAAAGGAUCCUUCCGUUCAAAGCCUGAUACUAUGCCCAAAGGGGAAUUGAGGCCUGUUCAGUGCACAGAUGGCUGGUGGCCAUAUGCAGGUCACUGCUACAGCAUUCACCGGCACCCCAAAACAUGGGAAGAUGCUCUGGCUUCUUGUAAAAAGCAAGAUGGAGAUUUGGCAAGCAUCCACAACAUUGCUGAAAAUAGCUUUCUAGUGUCACAGCUUGGUUACAAGCCAACAGAAGAGCUGUGGCUGGGUCUGAACGACCUGAAGUCUCCCUUCUGCUUCGAGUGGAGUGACGGGAGCCCUGUGACAUUCACCAAAUGGCAGCGCCGGCAUCCUGCCUGCACCAGUGGCCUGGAGGCGUGCGUGGCUAUGAAGGGGCAGGAUGGAUACUGGGCAACUGACGUUUGUAAUAAGCAGCUUGGUUACAUCUGUAAGAAGAAGCCUUCAUCACAAUCCUCUGAAAAAGAGACAACUGAGGACCCAGGCUGCCAGAAAGGUUGGAAAAGAUAUGGUUUUCACUGUUACUUGGUGGGUUCUGCGCUUUUGACAUUCUCAGAAGCAAAUAAGACAUGUGAACAGAGCAAAUCUUAUCUAGCUACGGUGGAAAGCAGACAUGAGCAAACCUUUCUGAUUAGCCUGACGGGGCUGAGGUCUGAAAAAUAUUUCUGGAUUGGUCUCUCUGACACAGAAGAAAAAGGGAGUUUCAGGUGGACCAAUGGAGAAACUGCUCAUUUCACACACUGGAACACAGCUAUGCCAGGGAAAGAGCAAGGCUGCGUUGCCAUGAGAACAGGAAUCGCAGCUGGAUUAUGGGAUGUUGUUAGCUGUGAGAAGCCAUGGAAUUACCUUUGCAAACGGUGGGCAGCAGGAGUGCCCCAUCCUGCUCCAGGACAGGUGCCUGUGGCCACGUGUGCCCAAGGCUGGAACAGAGCCUCCCAGGCAGACUCGUGCCUCAAAUUUUUUGUGAGAGAGGGAAACCAAAAGAAGUCUUGGUUUGAAGCUGAAGAAUUCUGUAGAGAAAUAGGUGGAAAUCUGGUCACAAUCAAUACAAGAGAAGAUCAAAUUUUAUUAUGGCAAUUAGCUUCGGACAAAGGGCUGAACACUCAGGCUUUCUGGAUUGGUUUGUUUCUCUUAAAUCCUGAUGAAGGAUUUGCCUGGAUUGAUGGCUCCCCUGUAAUUUAUGAGAACUGGGAGGAAAAUGAACCCAACAACUAUGAAGAACUUGAACAUUGUGUUAUGUUUAAUGGAUCACCCCAAAUGCGCUGGAACGACUUGCGCUGUGAACAUUUACUUAAUUGGAUUUGUGAAACAAAAAAAGAUGACCUUUCAAAAGCAGGGAAAAAAAAUCUAGAAAUGAAUCUUGUAAUUCUGAAUCUAGAUCAUAUUUACACAAAACACAGAGGAAAAUCAUAUUUCAUCGGCUUAGUUGUCAGCUUUGAUCAGAGAUUCAGAUGGCUGGAUGACAGCCCAGUGAACUAUGUUGCCUGGGCUCCAAAUGAACCCAAUUUUGCAAAUAAUGAUGAAAACUGUGUGAUAAUGUCAGAAGAUUUUGGUUUAUGGAAAGACAUAAACUGUGCUGUGAAAAACGCCUUUAUCUGUGAAAGGCACAAUUCAACUUACUCAGGAUUUGCUCCUACUGUGCUUCCACCUCUGGGAGGAUGUCCUGAAACUUGGCUUUUGUUCAACAAUAAGUGCUAUAAAAUAUUUGGAUCCAGAGAAGAAGAGAAACUAACUUGGCACUCAGCAAGAAGUGUUUGUAGAGAAUUAGGGGGAAAUUUGGCCUCUAUACACAACAAUCAAGUGCAAGCUUUCCUCACCUUCCACCUAAAGGAUGUUGCCAAUGAAACAUGGAUUGGGCUGAAUGACAUCAACAGUGAGCAAACCUAUCUUUGGACAGAUGGAAGCAUUUUUGACUAUUCAAAUUGGGCCCGAGGAUUCCCAUUCAGAGAUAAAUUCACAGUGGUUGACUGGAAGUAUAUUACAAUAGAGACUGAUUGUAUUACAAUGACAAAAAGAUCUGUAGAUGAUGCAGGAUUAUGGGAAAAUACUGACUGCCAGCAUAAAAAAAGCUAUAUUUGCCAGAUGGAGAGCGAGCCUGAACUGUUUCACCCCACAAGUGCUCCAGAUUUUGAUUUUGUCCAUUAUGGCAACAGCAGCUAUUUAAUCAUUCCUUCUAAAAUGAAUUGGGAAGAAGCAAGAAAAGCAUGCAAGGAGAAAUCUUCAGAGCUUGCCAGCAUUUUUGAUUAUUACAGUAAUAUAUUCUUGCUCCUGCAGGCAGCACAGUAUGGAGAGCCCUUAUGGAUUGGGCUCAACAGCAAUGUGAAUUAUGGAUAUUAUAGAUGGACCAAUAAAAGGAAAGUAAGUUUUUCUAAGUGGGACUAUGAAGAGCCAAAACAGAAACUAGCCUGUGUCUAUCUAGCACUCUCUGGGAGAUGGAAAACAGCACAUUGUAAUGAGAAAUAUUUUCCUGUCUGCAAAAAAUCUGAGGACAUACUUCCUUCUGAUCCCCCUCAGGAUAUUGGACAAUGUCCUGAAUCUGAUCACAUAUCUUGGAUUCCUUUCCGAAGCCACUGCUAUAACUUCAAUGCCAAUGAAAUUACCUGGGCUCAGUCUGUGACUCAGUGCAUUCGAUCAGGUGGUAUGUUGACUUCUGUAGAAGAUCUGUAUGAAUCAAACUUUUUAAUAGAACAUGCAGAUUUAUAUGCAAGCAAGACAAGUGGCUUCUGGAUAGGAAUAUACAGAAAUGUAAAUGGGCAGCUGCUUUGGCAAGACAACAGUGCCUUAGACUUUGUCAACUGGGCUGAGGGGCAGCCCUCGGGGGACGAGCUGAGUUUCUGCGUGGAGCUGUCUGCGGCCACCGGCUGCUGGAGUGUCCUGCCCUGCUCUUCCCAAAAGGGCUUUAUUUGUAAGAAACCAAAGACUACUCUUAAAGCAGCUGGAGAUGUGGAAGAUGCCAAAAAGGACAAAGCCAGUGUUCACCUGAAUAUAUGGAUACUACUUACUCUGAUCCUCAUAAUUUUACUGGGGGUGGGCUUCAUGAUUUAUUUCUUGUUCAAGAUCAAAACUGGAAGUGGAACUGGAAGAGAGAUGAGGCGGAGCAGCAGUCAGCUGGAAUACAGCCCUGCCCUAACUGCAGGGGAUAAUGGAAGUGGUGCUACCAACAACAAAGGAAAAAAUGAACAGAGUGUUGUCUGAUGGGAUAACAGAGCCAGAAUAAAUGGUUAAGCUGCAAAAAAUAUAGCUGAACUAAAGGAAACCUUAGUCUCUCUUAGGUGCAUGUAACUUGCACUAUGUAAAAUUGGCAGUUAUUCCUUCAGUAAAGAUUAGGAACUAUUGCUGUAUACUCCUCAAAAAAUACUCUCAAGUAUUUAUUGACUUAGUACUGUACAAAAUUGCUAAUUAUGCAAGCAAAGAAAAUAACAGAACUAGUGGGAAUUUAGAUUUAAAAAUUAUGGGCUGCUUAUUUAGGAAUUUGUGACAGCAUCACAUACAGUCAAGACUAACACUGAGCACUCUUUGCAGAGUGCUCAACCUUAAUGCCUGCACUUUGAGAGUAUCUCACCAUACUGUUCUGAAGCCUCCACACUGUUACUUAAGUGAUGUUUGGAAUAAACAGAGAUUUACAUUAAUUGUUUGUCCCCAUUGAUGCCCUUGUCUUAUACCCUUAACACAAAUAUCUUCUUUGUGAUAGUAUAAAUGAAAUGCAAAUACUUGUCCUUCAUUCAUGGCUUCAACUUGAAUUUUGCGAAACAAAUAUGUCUUUACAUACAGCCUUACUCUAUGACUUUGAAUGUUUUUCAUCAAUUAUGAACAUGAGACUAUAUGAAUAAACAAACUAUAUAUUACAUAAUAACAUUUCAGUUAUUUCAAUUUGCUUAAUUAGCUUGUGGAGAUGAUACGUGGUUUGUUGAUUUAAUGAGUCCUCUUCCUUAAAAAAGAGGCUGACAGGAGGAGACACAGAAAUGUGAACGUGGCAUAUGACUAAAAAGCCAUAAAUAAAGUAUAAAAUAAAGUAGUUGCCAAGUAAA